AUGGAGAGAUUGAGGCCAGGAUGGGCAGUGAAGGCGAUCGUAGUGAUAAUGAUGACAUCGAUUCUGUUCCGAUGCGUCUCCGCUACCAACCACUCCGUUGGUGAUUCCACCGGCUGGGAUUUGGCUUCGGAUCUCCGAGCUUGGUCUGCUGCCACCACCUUUCACGUCGGUGACUCUCUCGUGUUCGCCUACACUCCGCUCCACGAUGUGUUAGAAGUGGACCAAUCCGAUUUCGAUUUGUGUCAAAUAUCACACCCAAUCAACGCGCACCGUGACGGUUAUACCGUGAUCCAGCUGAACCAGACGGGCGCCAGGUACUUCAUCUGCGGCCGACUCGGGCACUGUGACAUGGGCCUUAAACUCCAAGCCCAAGUCCUCCCUCAGCUCACCCCCAAUGCAACCCAUGCUGGUUCUGACGGUAAUGGUAACGGUGAUGGCGAAAAUGACGGUAACGGUGACCGUGACGGUGACGGUAGUGAUACAGAUCAGCGCCAUGGAGGAGGACUUGGAAGAAGAGCUCCUCCAUACAACACCAACCAGCCAACUCCUCCAAAUGAUCAUGGUCAUGAAAGCCCAGCUCCACCAUCGAAUAGGUCAAAGGAGAAACCCGAAGUACCGCCUGCUGCUUCCACUUGUAAAGGCCACGUGGAGGCACCUGGCUCCUUGAACUGGUGGUGCUUGCCCUUGAUUACGCUGCUGCUGAUAAUCUCUUCUCGGCCCCGCGAAACGCUGUGUUUCUUGUUCAACUUUUUACAUCUCGUGACCUGA
Molecule: messenger RNA, 768 nt
Organism: Alnus glutinosa
Lineage: Eukaryota; Viridiplantae; Streptophyta; Magnoliopsida; Fagales; Betulaceae
Product: uclacyanin-3-like
Exons: 2
Coding region: 1-768 (255 amino acids)
Cellular component (GO): plasma membrane
Molecular function (GO): electron transfer activity
Source: RefSeq, a predicted model, not a curated record